Miniopterus natalensis is the source of this 1891-nucleotide messenger RNA. It is a transcript of the gene FAM180B, whose product is annotated as family with sequence similarity 180 member B. The record is from RefSeq and is a predicted model, not a curated record. Lineage: Eukaryota; Metazoa; Chordata; Mammalia; Chiroptera; Miniopteridae.
GCCUCCUGCAUGUGCCCGACCCAGCUGGGGAUCGAGCUUGCAACUGAGGUACAUGCCCUUGACUGGGAGUGGAAUCCUCAACCCUUCGGUCCAUGGACCAAUGCUCUAACCACUGAACCAAACUGGCUAGGGCCGCAGCUCAUUUUUGAGUCUUGAACCCUACAUCCUGCUUCCUGCAACCUGACAACCCAUCAUGCUUGAGCCAAGGGAAUCUUCCUGGACUCUGGCCUCAGCCAAGAAUGUUGUAAACAAGCAAAGGCGGUCCCAGGGCUGAGGCAAAAGACACUCAGGAGCUGCAGAUCUGUCUUCCAGGGGGAUAGGACUCCCUACCCCAGCUGGUCUGGACUCCUUUCCAGUCUGGCUGAGUGCCUGAGGUGGAAGUGCUUGGCUCUCUGCCUGUCUAUGGGGCUGUUCAGUCAGCCCACCAUGCAUUUGGAGGACUGGGCUUUGCAGCUGAUGCUCUUGGCUGCUGAGGUGCUCCCUGGAGGCUGGGUUGGGGACUGGGUGUCAGGAGUUGGGCUCAGCUGCAGGAUGUUUUGGGUGUGAGGAUAGUAAGGUAGUGCUACUGCUUGAGCUCUUUUCUACCUUUUAGGAGGGCCAAACUCAAGCUGUUUGCUACCAAACACCUUUUUUCUAUUAACUAAGCAUCCGGCCCAUCUGGGUAGGAACAGGCUGAGGGCAUGAGAAGCAGGCAGCCAGGCUCCUACUGCCAACAACCAAGGAUUCCACAUUUCUACAGGAUGGAAAGAGCCCCUGGGAAGCCAGAGCCAGCCCCUCCCUGUUUUGCAUUGAAGACUGACACGCAAAGCAGAGAACGCCUGAGCAGCCUGCAGUGGAAAGUUGGAGCCAUGGUGUGUGGCAGGCGGAUGCAGGAGCAGAGAGCAGCUGGGGAGAGUAGGACUCAGAGGACCUGGUGGGGCAUGGCGGGGAAAAUGAAGUUCCUGGCUUGGCUAAUGGUAGCUAUUUGCCUCCUCCCUGGGUUGACUACAGCCCAGCACCAUGAAGGGCAGCCCAUGGACAGCACCGGCAUGGAAGGUGGCCUGCAGGAGCCAGAGGCCCCGGAAGUGAUGUUUGAGCUGCUCUGGGCUGGGCUGGAGCUGGAUGACAUGAGGCAGCUGCACAUCCAGGAUGAGGAACUGGCGUCCACACAUCCAGGCCAUCGACUCAGGCUCCUCCUGCAGCACCAAGUGCCCAAUGACUUGAAGGGUGCUGAGCAGCGGCUGCAGCAGUUCCAGGACCUGCGGAAGGGGCCUCCUCUUAGCCCCUGGGACUUUGAACAUCUGCUCCUCACAGGCCUAUCCUGUGUCUACCGGCUCCAUAAGGCUAAGGAGGCUGAGGAGAGGGGUCGCUGGGCCCAGGUCUUUGCCCUCCUGGCACAGGAAACACUUUGGGACCUGUGCAAAGGCUUCUGCCCUGAGGGCCAGCCUCCUUCUUUGGGGCCCUGGGCCUCAAUCCUUGACCCCUUCCCCUGACCCCCCUUUUCACCUGCCAGCCCCCCAAUUCCCACCCAUAAGCCAGACCCAUCCUGGGCAGGGGCUUCCAUAUGGUACCUGGUUCUUCCCACUGUGUUCAGAUCUCUGGGCUUGGGGCUUGCACCCUGGACCCACGUUUACCUCUCCCUCAUCUUCUUCUCUGGGCCCUGAUAGGCUAAGAGCCCAGAUUCUGGGUCCCAGGCAACAGGUGCAGAGCUAAAGGCGGGACUUGCAGGCAGUGUGUGUGUGUGUGUGUGUUGGGGGUCAGGAUUGAGAAGUGUGUUUUAAGGGAUGCUGAAAUACUUUGGGUGGUGGGCACACAAUGCAAAAUAGACAGGUCUUGGAACACAGAAAUCCACACCUGAAACCUGUAUGAUACUAUUAACCAAUGUCACCCCAAUAAAUUUAAUUUAAAAAAA